AUGGACUCCUCGGACAGAGCUCAAGUUCUCCUCCUCUGUGACCUGUGUCAAAGAGCAGUAUUACAGAGUCAUUGUGAACUUUGUCAGAUUAACCUGUGUAAUGUAUGUGUAGGGGAGCAUCUGUCCGAUUCAUCUAUAAGACAUAAAGUUGUACCAUACAAACACAGAACUUCUAGUCCUAGCAUUAACUACCCAAAAUGCCCAAACCACAUCCAGAAACAUUGUGAACUUCACUGUGGGAAUUGUGACAUUCCUGUCUGUUCUACCUGCAUCUCCUCUGAUAAACACCAUGGGCAUAAAUUAACAGAUAUCUUACAGAAUACCAGCUUCAUUAAAGAAAUUUUCAACAAUGAUCUGAAAGAACUAGAAAAAAGAAUAUAUCGUACCUAUGAAGACAUUAGAUCAAAUUUAAACUCUGAAAUGGUCAACUUAGAAAAACAUUAUGAGAAACUGACAACAGAAAAUGAAAUCAAAAAGAUUACAUCUGAUGUAAAACACUGUAUACUUGAUCUGAAGAAAAUACUGGACUCCAAUGAUGUCUCCCUUACCUCUGCAUACAAAUCAAGGAAUGUUGAAUUCAGAAGUUUACCUCCAAAAAUCACUGUAUCAUUUCCAAGUUUCUCUCCUCGUCAGAUCAACACAGAACAACUCCAUCAAAUGUUUUUAGGAACAGAGCAAGCACAGACCUCCAAAACAUCAGAU
This is a messenger RNA of Saccostrea cuccullata (small rock oyster), 702 nucleotides long. Its product is annotated as E3 ubiquitin-protein ligase TRIM45-like. The transcript has 2 exons. Gene Ontology annotation, molecular function: zinc ion binding. The record is from RefSeq and is a predicted model, not a curated record. NCBI's taxonomy places the organism in Eukaryota, Metazoa, Mollusca, Bivalvia, Ostreida, Ostreidae. The annotation marks the transcript as partial.